AUGGCUGAUUUGGAUUUCAUAUCCAAGUCCGGCAUCGAGGUCGGAGCCCCUUACUCGAUCAGCAAAGCAGCUCUGAACACAGCCGUGGCCAAAUUCAGUGCAGAACACUCCCAUCAAGGCGUUCUUUUCUUCAGCAUUUCGCCCGGAGUGAUCGACACGGGGCUGUAUGACAAUGCUACAGAGGAGGAAAAGCAAAAGGGAAUGGCAAUGCUUGGCAAGAUGGCGAAGUAUGCACCGCAUUUCACCGGCCCGUCGACUGCAGAGUCUUCGGUAAAGGAUAUGCUGUCAGUCAUCUACAAAGCCAGCGUUGAGGCUGGAUUUGGAGGGUCGUUCAUAUCUCACCACGGAAACAAAGAAUGGAUUUGA
Messenger RNA from Colletotrichum fioriniae, 366 nucleotides. RefSeq lists its product as uncharacterized. NCBI's taxonomy places the organism in Eukaryota, Fungi, Ascomycota, Sordariomycetes, Glomerellales, Glomerellaceae. Gene Ontology annotation, molecular function: oxidoreductase activity, acting on the CH-OH group of donors, NAD or NADP as acceptor. The record is from RefSeq and is a predicted model, not a curated record.